AUGUUGACCGGAAACAACGAUAUGAAGCCGCCGAUUCCUAAACGACCCCGGCGGAUGGCUAUGUCGCCGGAAUCAGCACCUUUAGCCUCCGGCAGUAGCAGCUUCAUCCCAGAUGAUAUAAUCUUCUUUCAGAUACUCGUACUUCUUCCUGUGAAGUCCCUUGUGCGCUUCCAAACCGUCUGCAAGUCAUGGCGCACCACAUUAACCAGCAUCAGUUUCGUGCGCUGGCACCUGGAGCUUUCCAAGCGAACAAGGUCGACCAUGGUCCUCGUGCCACGCAAGUAUCAGGAGGACCGACGGAAGGCGUGUUCUAGAUUACUCAGUAUCUUCAGCUUCCAGCCAGGGGAAAGCAAGUGUGCGGAGCUUAUCUUCCGAAAGGAAUUUCAUCCCUAUGGGAUCCCUGUGUUCAGCAUUCCUCUCCAUUGUGAUGGCCUGAUAUUGAUCCCUUGCAUAAUGGGGAAAAUUUUCAUCUGCAACCUGGCCACUAGAGAGUUUGUUGAGUUGCCACCUGGAAGCCCAAGUGUUCUCUUUGAGCACAGGGUCGCCUUUGGCUUUGAUCCUUGGAGUGGUACCUACAAGGUGGCGAGGCACUUCAUCCGCUCGUACAGAGAUACUCUGCAAAUAGAUGGGGAAGGAGGCACCACUAGAGAAUACAGCAGUGGACAUGAGAUCUUAACAUUCGGUGGUGACAGCAAAGAAGAAGCUUGGGUAUGGAAGGCCACUGUGGAUCCACCAUACCCUAUCAAGGCCAGGACUCCAAUUUGUCUCCCAGGGGUCUUCUUUUGGAGUGCUCUCAAGUCCAUGGCACAUGGCAAGGUUAUCUCGAAUGUCAUCCUUCGAUUUAGUUUACUUGAUGAAACAUUUACGGUGCACCCUAACCCUCCAUGUAGUGAUCAUCUAGGCAAGAAUGAUGCACUAUCUGCACUAGGUGGAAAGUUAUGCUAUAUCCACUCUCCCACUCCGUGGGAGAUUGCCAUUUGGUUAGCGGAAGAUGGGCCAAAUCUGACUUGGUCACUAUGCCGCCGUGUCAGUCUGCCGAUACCAAGAAAUCUUCUUGCCUUUGCAUGUGCGUCAACUGACCCGGACAAGAUAUUCCUCUCCAUUGAUGCGCGCUACCUUCUCAGGUGUGACCUCCAUAAUGAAUCUCUUGAAGAAAUAAUCAACAUGCGUGACAUGUUGUAUGAUCUCCAGAAGGGCAGAAAAUUCACCAUUGGUUCACUCUUUGUUGCCCACUAUAUGGUGCCAUUUGUGGAAUCACUGUUGCGCAUCAGAUCUUCAUAG
Triticum turgidum subsp. durum (durum wheat) is the source of this 1281-nucleotide messenger RNA. Lineage: Eukaryota; Viridiplantae; Streptophyta; Magnoliopsida; Poales; Poaceae. The record is from the annotation of a GenBank genome assembly.